AGAAACUUGGGUCAUGUUUAAUUUAACACUUGCCUGCGUUUUCCUGUUUAUUGCUUCGUUGGAAGCUAGAAAAGGUAAUUCCUCUUCUUCUUUCUUAUUUCAUACCGUGCAUGAUCAGUCAAACCACCCGGGGCAUGGUUCCUCGAGUAGGUGUAACAUUUAAGUCUGUGAAUGAAAUUCGUAGAUGUGACCAUUCAUUUGAAAGCUACCGAAAUGUUAUUCCAUGUAUGGUUGUUCAGUAGAGUUUCAAAUGAUAUUUUUGUCAAUUUCGUUUUUCUUUUAAUAAUAGUUAAUAUUAUUAUUAUGGCUACACUUGGGCGUAAAAGCAGUGAUCCUAUCUGAUACGUACAACAGAAAAUUUGCUGUCAAAUUUGUGUUUAAACACGGUAUUUAUAUCUCAGUGGGAACUACGCCAGAACUACUAAGUACCAUAAGGGUAUCAAGACUAACACAUCAAUAAAGAGAGGUAACAAAAAACACUGUGUUUAAUAUCUAUAGAAAUCGAUAUAACAGCUUUAAAUUGCCAGCUGUAAUAAUUGUUACCCGACCGUUCUUGAAACGAAACUUCACACAACAUUACCUGUUUCAAGAGGUUCUGGUUGAUUUAAUUCUAUUGGGCUAGACAAUGUGAAAACGAGAUUAAGCUAGGGAAUGACGUACUUUUAAGGAGAAGUAUAGGACCUUCUUUUAUGGUGAGACCUUUAAAAGUAAGGAAAUAAAGUUAAUGACUGAUGUUCGUCGAGACUACCAUGCACCUUGCACCAGGAACAAAUAACUUCUAUGAUCCAGCGGACGUUUAUUUCACUUUAGGCAAGCUGUUCUUUUGCAAUGAGGAGGUAAGGGGACCAGCCACCCUUACCAUACAAGAUUUCCCGGGGAAAAUUGGAUUAAAAUAUUCCGGGUUGGGGGAGACCUUUUGAAGGACCUACAAUCAAAGAUAAAGGUAGUCGGGAUAUAACAGAAAAUUUACGCGCACAAACAUAAACGUUUUGCUCAACAUCGGGCACGGGGCGGGAGGAGGAAGGAAAAAAGAGGUCAAAAAGCAACCUUCCCAACACUUUUGACGAUAAUUGUGUGAGAAUAGGAAAUCAACUUUAGUUCUUAAGUACUGUUGAGGGCGACUUAUUGCUUGUUUGGUAGAUCUUUUCCUCAGAGAGUUUUUAAAAAAGCAAACUGGCAUUUUAAGGGAAAAAAGAAGGGAAGAACUGUACCCGGUGGAUGCAGUUGAGGAGAAAAGGAGGGGUGAUGUACAAAGGCUAUGAGAGGCCCAUGAGUGCAUGAAGGGCUCUUGUUCACCGCGAUUUCACAGGUCUAAAUUCUUCCCUCCCCUCCCCCUCGAGCCCUUGUCACGCAGAGUGAAACCUUCCUCCAAAUCAAGGAAGAAUUAAGAAACUAUUAACAAGGCAAGUUCUAGAAAAGCUGAGAGGUUACACUUAACCUUUAUACACAAGCGACAAUUUUAUAGUAUAGAAAGGCUACUUUUCUGUUAAAACAAUUUUAACUAAAAAAUCACCGAAUGUUAUUUCAAGUCCACUUUUUGCAAACAAAAUGAGAAAGGAAAAAUUAAAAUUCUUUACCAAAACGAUCGACUAAUUGUAAAUUGUUUUCUAUCUAAAACAUCGCCAAACAUAAUUUCUCCACCUUUUUUAGAAUAAAAAGAAAAAAUUAAGGAAUUUCAAAAACCAUAACCAAAAUCCUAGACUAAACAAUUCGAAAAAAUUUCCAUCUUGCGACUUUGGAAAAAUAACACUUUGUGGCCAAAUGCAUUAAAAAUAGGUGUUUUUAUAGUCCAGAAUGGCUUGUUUUCUAUCUAAAACAGCAAAAAAUACUUUUUCUAAGUCCUUUUUGGCCAAAAAGAAAGGGUGAAGAAAUUUUAAAUUUCUGAUCAAAACCACGAACUAACCUUAAAACCAUGAACUAACACCUUUGGAAAAAUGCAAAUUUUGGGACAUUUUUAUCAGUGUUUUUAUAGUCUAGGGGGGUCGUUUUCUAUCUAGGAUGCCUCCGAACUGUUUUUCUAAGUCCAUUUUGCCUUACAAGAAAGGAUGAAGAAAUUUAAAAUUUUUGACCAAAACCAUGAACUAACACCUUUGGAAAAAUGCAAAUUUUGGGACAUUUUUAAAUUGGUGUUUUAAUAGUCUGGGGGGUAUCUAGAAAUUAAACACGUUUUUUAAAACUAUUUUGCCUAAAAAGAAAGGACGAAAAAGUUUCCAAUUUUCGACCAAAACCAAGGACUAACCGCUCUGGAAAAGGAUCCAUUUUUCGACUUUUUUAAGAAAUGUCUGUACUCAGAAAAAAAUAGGAGGGCCAAAGCAUAUCGCGGUUAUUUUUCAACUUUCUUCUACCCUUAUUUGUAGUCUGUCGGGAGGCGGGAAUUAGAUUUUUCCUCUUACAUCUGUUGCCUUGACAAAUGAACAUACAAUGUACCAAUGGAUCUUGUGAGGCUAGCACCGCGCAUGCUUUGUGGUGGCUGUCUGCCUGUUAUUCACAAAUCAUAACAAAUUUGUCUUUUUGCCUGCAGUGACAGAAGCAUAUCUACACCAUGGAAAAAUUGUCAAAAUAACAAAAGAAGUGGACGAUGAGCCAGGUAGACACUAAAGACCUUUACAUUUGACUGCUAGAGCGAUUUUUGAAUCCAUAUUUAUCUAUAUAGUUAAUUAUCAUACCAACUGUAUCCCUCUUUUGUAAUUUACAAGUCAUCACUGAGGAAAUUAAAGAGCUAUAGUUGGUAUGGUAAGAUCAACUAGAAAACGUACAACGUAUAACUUUUCUUACUGGUAAUCACAUCAAAAGUUUUCUCUAGUUUCUCCGUUACAUGUAUAUAUUUUUAUCAGGAGCCCAUAACCAAGAGCGAACGCCCCUUUUAGGCAUGUAAAAGGCUUUUUCUCCGAUCGAUUUAUUUUGAGAUACAAUUUAGAGUAUGCAUUUUCCCCCGCGAAAAUGGAAGCUCUUUCUGUCUAUGUGCGCAUCUAAAUCAUAUAGAUAAUGGCAAAAUUAAACACCGUUAUAAAGUCAAAAACUACCAUCAGAUUUCAGGUCUAUAGGUUCUGCUGGCUGGUUUGUGCGACUUAAAGAUGGUGUAAAUUCGCAGAAAAAUUGUUCUAAAAAUAGUAGUUUUGGUAACACCGCUGUAACAUAUGAGUAUAUUGAAGUCGUCGCCCCUACUCAUAGGCUCCUGAUUUCAUACAUUUUCCGUCUCCUCAAACGUGUUAUUCUAUUUACAGAAACUGUAGAGAAGCGUGAUGCUAACCCAUGUGGCUUCGGAUGUCCUGCCACCUGUGCUCCGGCCUGCACACAAUCAUGCUGCGCACCUCCUCCCCCACCACCACCCCCACCACCACCAUGCCCCGUUCCAGUACCAAUGCCUUGCCCACAGCCAGGACCCCCAGGACAACCAGGAUGCAUGGGACCACCAGGAUUGCCCGGAUGUCGUGGAUUCCCCGGUGCUCCAGGAUGUAUGGGACCCAUGGGACCAAUGGGACCACCCGGCGCACCAGGAUGCCCCGGUCUUCCAGCACCUCCACCCCCUCAGUGCCCUCCUGUUUGUAUCCACUACUGUAUGAGAAUUUGCCCACAACAAUGCUGCACCCCUCCUCCCCCAGUGUAUAUUCCACCACCACCCCCUCCCCCGAUGCCAGUUUGUGCUCCGUCAUGCGCACCAACAUGCUGUCCCAUGGGAAAGAAAUAAACAAUUUGGAGGAUUUCUCUUCAAUUCACUAAAAAAGAUAGAGAGGAAAUCGGAUGUGAAGAAAAUAGUACACUGAAGAACACCCUGUAAAUAUUUUGCUACCUUAAGACAUUGAGUUAGACGGCAAGCAUCCCUGGGGACACUCGAAGGAAAUUUAGGUAAAGAUGCGCAGCCAUGGCCUUCAAAAAAAUUAUAAGACCUUAUUUUCUGGCCAUAACUCAUUUUGUUUCGAAUAGAGAAUUAACUAUUUUUUAAACUGACAUCAUGGAAUUAGAAUUCUAAAAGGAAAGAUUUUGGUAGUACAAAUUUAGACCUUUUAUAGUCAAUCAGUGAAGUCACACUCUUUUAAAGUUUCCCACCCAAAUGGCACGGUGUUUAAAAUUCUGAAUAGUGAAUGAAAUGGUAUGUUUGUUUAGACCCACCUCUCUGAAAAUCAUACUCUGUUUAUUCAAAAAAAGGGCCAAAUAAGGUAAUGCCCUCACGGGGAAGCAUCCAAGAGUCAGAUGAUGUUUUAACAAGUUCAGCCUUUUUUACCAACGACUUAAUUUCCCG
This is a messenger RNA of Porites evermanni, 4240 nucleotides long. The record is from the annotation of a GenBank genome assembly. NCBI's taxonomy places the organism in Eukaryota, Metazoa, Cnidaria, Anthozoa, Scleractinia, Poritidae.